Chara braunii is the source of this 1772-nucleotide messenger RNA. The record is from the annotation of a GenBank genome assembly. NCBI's taxonomy places the organism in Eukaryota, Viridiplantae, Streptophyta, Charophyceae, Charales, Characeae.
UCCCUGAUCCAGAAGUGGAAGAAGACUGGGUGUAUGCUGCAGAUGGACGGGUGGUCCGACCGCCGAAACAAGCCCCAUCUAAAUGUCAUGGUGUCCUCGCCUGUCGGAACGGUCUUCUGGAAGUCUGUGUGCAUGGAGGGGAAGGACAAGGACGCCGAAGCUUACUUUCAUGUCUUGGAUGGGGUCAUCAAUGAGAUCGGAUCGGAUACAGUCGCCAGCGUCGUCAUGGACAAUGCAAGGGUGUGCAUCAAGGCAGGGAAGAUGGUGGAGGCCGGCUAUCCUAACAUCUUUCGCGUCGGAUGUACUGCGCAUGCACUCGACCUUGCGCUGGAGGACAUGUACAAGGAUAUGGCUUGGAUGGCGGAGGUGGUUGAUGCUGGGAACAGGGUCGGCAAGUUCUUCACGAAUGUGGACAAGGCGAGGGCUAUGUUCAACAACUACUCACCGAAAACGAAGUUGAAGCCCCCGGCGGCAGCCAGAUUUGCCACCAACUUCGAGAUGCUUGGGUCUUUGAAGGACCUCAAGAACGCACUGGACCGAUGUAUCUGCGAUGCGGGAUGGGUGGACAAGAUGGUACGAGCAGACCAGUUGGUGGCAUUCCACGAGGUGACGGCUAUCAUUCUCGACAAGGGCGAGUUCUGGAGCAACCUCAACAAGGCGCUCGAUGUGAUGGAGCCUGUGGUGGAGCUGCUUCGGCUGGUGGAUGGUCAAGGACCGACCAUUUCGAAGGUGUACUUCAAAAUGGAUCUGGUUGUUCAGCACAUGCGUGCCCUCGAUUGCCUUUCAAGUGAGGAGCACGAGGCAGUGGAGCGCAUCCUCAUGGACCGCUGGUCAUUCAUGACCAGCGAGCUGCAUUGUGCUGCAGCCUUCCUGGAUCCUGAGCACCGAAUGCACAAUGCGCAACGCGAUCUGGAGGUCCGUGCAGGGUUCAACAUCUGGUUGUACUCCUGGAUGACACGAGAUAAGCUGAAGGAAGUGAGCUUCCAGGUUGACCAGUGGGUGAAUGGUUUGGAAGGGUUCUCCACGGAGCAAGCGCGACACCAGGCCAGCCAACAGCCACCAGCUUUGUGGUGGGAGGCAUUCGGCUCCAAACACGACCUCCUCGCACCGCAGGCCAUCACAUUGCUUGGCCAGGCAAGCUCUUCAGCUGCUUGCGAACGGAACUGGAGCUUGCAUGAGCUCAUCUACGGUAGGAUGCGCACGAAGCUCAUGCCGGAGAGGAUGGCCAAACUUGUGUACAAUAGCUGGAAUGUCCGCCUUCUGAGGAGUAACCAGCGCGGCGGGGGGGAUGAUAUCCACAUCCCAUGGGUGGAUGACGUCCCGGUGGAAAAGGAGAUGGAGGAGUGGUACGCAGAUUGGUUGAAGCGUGUCCAUGGAGACGUGGACGAGGAAGAGGUCGCCGUGGUGGAUUGAUGAUGAGGAAGGCGAGUUUCCACUGCAGUGCACCUUCCAAUGCAACAAUGAGGUUGACGAGAGGCUGUGUGACGAGGACUCUGCUCUCGUCGGUACGCGGCAGCGUGAUUGGCACGAGUGCAUGAAGCCAGGGAAAUAUCGCGAGCGAGAGUUGCGUAGGAGAUCAGGCAGCGAGCUGCCCGUGCCUCUGGAGUUGUACACGGAGGAGGGCUACGCUCUUGCGAUGGCAGCUCGACAAGCGGGCACAUGAGUGGAGGGCUGGGCGGAGGGACCACGAAGUAGGCGCAAAAACAAGGGCAAAGAGAAGGAUGAUGGCAACGCACCCGUGCAGCGAGGCAAAAUGAAGGCUCUUGAGCUAG